GAUAUAAGUUCGACAAAAAUAUAAAUUUAGUAUAUUUUAUGGACGAUUGUUGAUGCAAUAGCUGAUGCAGUAUUAAAUAAGACUAGAGACUGUCAUAUUUCCGUGAGAACUUGAGUAUCGAGUGUUCGUGCUACAGCAAUGUACGAAAAUGCGAAGCUAUAGAAUAGCUAUAGAAUAACAACUAUACUUUCACAGUUCGAUGAAUUUAAUGUUUUUUUUUUCUUAUGAGAAAUAAGCGCAAUCAUUAGAAUUCUCCCUUCGUCAAAUCAUUCACUCAAUCGCCCGUCUCUAUUACAGCGAACACAUAAAGAUGCAGCUGUCUCGAACUCACGGUGAUAUUUUGCAGUAUUUGCGUUUCAUUUGAGUCAAAUUAGGUGAUUUAUAGUAGAACUUAUCUUAAAGAAAGGAUAUUACGUGAAAUAUUUAGUCGUUUGUACGAAAAGUAAGGAUGAACGAACCUUCGCGGACACUCUCUCGGUCAAACACGUUUCUAUACUUGAAGGAAGAUGAUCUGCCUUGAAACUCAGUAUUUGAACAUCAGUCGAGUACUUAUGCUUGCAGUUGGAAUGUGGCCUUAUAAACAGUCGAAGUUCAUUUCACUUCAAGUAAUCUUGUGUUAUGUUCUUCUGGUAAGCAUCAUAGUAGUGCAGUUUACACCAUUUUUGACUACAAAGAAUAUUCCUGAUCGUGUCAUCAAAAUUCUAUCAAUACGAUCUUUUUUGGAUCAACUUCAAUGUAUUUUUAAUACAAUAAAAGAUGACCAUGAAAUUGCUAUUUUAGAAAGAUAUGGAUAUAACGCAAGAUGCUAUCAGUUUGCUUGUACAGUGUUUAGCAUGUGCUGCUUCUUUAUUGUUUUUAUGCAGCCAUGGUGGCCACGCAUAUUGAACAUUCUACCGUUCAUAAAUGUUUCUGAAUCGUAUCACGAAAUGUACAUCAUAACUGAAUACUUUGUUGACGAAGAAAAAUAUUUAUAUUUAAUUACUCUGCACAUAAACGUGACUGUUUGUGUAGCAACAUUUAUAAUAUUAGCGGCUGGAACGUUAUUUAUAGCAUAUAUUAAAUGUAUUUGCGGAAUGUUUACAAUCGCCAGCUACCGUAUCGAGCAUGCAAUGGAUAUUUAUAUUCCGCAAAAAAUUGAUUUGAAGAAAGAAAUUAUUAUCUGUAGUAAAAUAAUUCACGCUGUGGACAUUCAUCGCAAAGCUAUGAAGCUGACCGGAGACUUUAUUUCUACCCUCGAGUAUACGGGUUUUUGUAUAAUAAUAAUCAGCGUAGUUAGCUUAAGUCUCAAUUUUUAUCGAAUUUUUCAGGUUGUGUCGUUUGAUGGCAAUGUCGAAGAGUUUAUAUUACAUUCUACAAUUGUAUCUAUCAUUUUUAUAUAUAUAUUCAUAAUCAACUAUUUCGCGCAAGAAGUUUUAAAUCACUGUAACGAGAUAUUUAUAACCGUAUACAACACUCGGUGGUAUACAACUUCUUUAUGUGUACAAAAUAUGAUAUUAUUUUUGUUGCAAAGAGGUACGAAAGGUUUCAACUUGAUGAUCGGUGGAUUAUUCUUGGCAUGUUUAGAAAGUUCCGCCACACUGAUAAGCACCUCCAUGUCUUAUUUCACUGUACUUUGUUCGGUGCGACAUUGAUAUAAAGAUAUCUAUCGUUUCGCGGUACUAUGGAAGAUAUGGUGAGUGCAAACAGUGUUAAUUUUCUCCAUAUCUCUCGUUCACUUAUAAAUAAGCAACGAUGUAAUAUUCACCUUUAUAUCUGUCUAACUUUUCUACUAUUUUUGCAGCAUUGUCUAUAAUAAACGAAUGUAUUAUAUACUGAAAAAUAUAUUUCAUAUACUUUAGAUGUGAUUUAAGCGUGCUAAGCUUACGAACAUUUUAUAGGAGUCACUAAAAGCUUUAACUUGAAUUUUUAAAAUUAGUGAGACUAAAUCCAAAGUUAGUAGGUUAAUUUUUAAUUAUUACACUGCACCACAGAUUAACAAAUUUUCACGUGACGAAAAGUGAUUUAAAACCAUUAAAUAUAUGAGCGUAAUAGCAUUUUAUGUAUUUGUUCUUCUUAAUUUUUCGCAAUCUCGAAUUCAGUGGAAAAUGAGUGCAAGACAUGUAAAAAGGUUCAUUUCUUACGCGGUACCUUAGAUUUCCUAGUUUGUGCCGUUUAGAGAUAGUGUUCAACAGCAUAGAAUACAUGUGUCAUAUUUCUCUGUCUCUUUCUC
Messenger RNA from Harpegnathos saltator (Jerdon's jumping ant), 2209 nucleotides. RefSeq lists its product as uncharacterized. The coding region runs from base 507 to 1631 and encodes 374 amino acids. Gene Ontology annotation, molecular function: odorant binding; olfactory receptor activity. The transcript has 9 exons. NCBI's taxonomy places the organism in Eukaryota, Metazoa, Arthropoda, Insecta, Hymenoptera, Formicidae. The record is from RefSeq and is a predicted model, not a curated record. Gene Ontology annotation, cellular component: plasma membrane. Gene Ontology annotation, biological process: sensory perception of smell; detection of chemical stimulus involved in sensory perception of smell.